Molecule: messenger RNA, 1245 nt
Organism: Laetiporus sulphureus 93-53
Lineage: Eukaryota; Fungi; Basidiomycota; Agaricomycetes; Polyporales; Laetiporaceae
Exons: 6
Coding region: 13-1083 (356 amino acids)
Source: RefSeq, a predicted model, not a curated record
CCGCCCGUCGGUAUGGCUGAAUGUGUAGCGCCUUCGGCCGCGGACCUCUGGCUUGAACGGUCCCGCUUCAGCGGGUUCACGCUGGCAGCCGUAUCCUAUGGUGCCUACUUCAUUAUGACUAUUCAGGCGUUCAUCGCCGUUCAUCGUGGCAACGGUGGGUCUCGCACUCGCCGAGGCCGAAUCGCUCUGCAAACCUGGAAGACUUGCAUCGCCAUGACUACAGACCGUCGCACGAUUAUACAAGCGUAUAUCGGCAUAACCUUUGUUCUCGCUACCUUGGGGUUUGCGGGCAACGCGAAGUACAGUGAAAUGAUCUGGAUCGAUCUGAGGAACAAGGACGGAGGCCCGGCGGCACUGAUCGAGGACGAGCUUGACUUUUGGAUUAACCGAAUGACGUUGUCUUGUUAUUACGUUAUGGAAUGGUUCAUGCAAGCCCUGUUAGUGAAUCGGUGUAUCAUCAUUUGGAACCGGCAGCUGGUAGUUUCUCUGUCGAUGUGCAUAUUGCUGCUCGCCAACAUUGCAAUGUCGAUAAUCGUCCUAGUGAAAGCCAACGGUGCUGUCUUCUACGACAUCAACGUGCAGCUCGCUUACCUUUGCAUCUCCGUCGGCAUAAACAUCUUGUACACAUUCCUCGUGACCUAUCGGCUUCUCCGGAUACGCCACGCAAUCCGAGCAGCACUUGGGCCCGAGCAUUCCGCGACAUACACCUCUGUCGUCUCCAUGCUUGUCGAGAGCGCCGCGCUGUAUUACGUCCUCGCCGUCGUAUACAUCGUGCCAUUCGCGGUGCAUUCCUACGUUUCUAAUCUUAUCCUUUUGGGCAUCAGUCAUGUUCAGGCUAUCGCACAGCUGCUGAUCAUUCUCCGCGUGGCCGCAGGGCGCGCCUUCUCUCACGAAGUCACCAGCGCCGUUACUCAGACGAGAGUGGAUAGGCCUGCGUUCGUGCAUGUGCACGAGAUAACAACGACUGAUACUCCUGUGCACCUGCCAGAGCUGCCGCCUUCGUCGUUUAUGCUGAGCAGGGUGGCAAGUAGCAAGAGGGAGCUGCAUCUCGAUACGCUCGAUACUCACAAAGCGGAGGACUGAGGUCGCGUUCUGUAAAUUGUCACUAGCUGUACACUGUAUGCAUAUACUCUCCCAUUUAUGAAACCAAAUGCCCUUUCAGUGAUCUCCUUAAAUGUGCGGCAUGCACUGAGUAGCUGCAUCUGCACUAAAUUCUGUCGAAUCUUUGACCAACGCCAAGUUCUU